Molecule: messenger RNA, 1123 nt
Organism: Globicephala melas (long-finned pilot whale)
Lineage: Eukaryota; Metazoa; Chordata; Mammalia; Artiodactyla; Delphinidae
Gene: SOCS1
Product: suppressor of cytokine signaling 1
Biological process (GO): intracellular signal transduction; phosphatidylinositol phosphate biosynthetic process
Cellular component (GO): phosphatidylinositol 3-kinase complex
Molecular function (GO): 1-phosphatidylinositol-3-kinase regulator activity
Source: RefSeq, a predicted model, not a curated record
CCGUGGCAGCUGCACGGCUCCUGGCCCUGGAGCAUGCGCGAGAGCCGCCCCGGAGACCCCAGCCGCCCCGCUUGCGGCGCCCCGCGCCCCGCCGCCAGCGCACCCCCGGACGCUAUGGCCCACCCCUCCGGCCGGCCCCGCGUGUAGGAUGGUAGCACACAACCAGGUGGCAGCCGACAAUGCAAUCUCCACGGCAGCAGAGACCCGACGGCGGCCAGAGCCUUCCUCCUCCUCCUCUUCUUCCUCCUCCUCGCCCGCGGCCCCUGCGCGCCCGCGGCCCUGCCCGGCUGCUCCGGCUCCGACCCCGGGCGAGACGCACUUCCGCACGUUCCGCUCGCACGCCGACUACCGGCGCAUCACCCGGGCCAGCGCUCUCCUGGACGCCUGCGGCUUCUACUGGGGACCCCUGAGCGUGCACGGGGCGCACGAGCGGCUGCGCGCCGAGCCCGUGGGCACCUUUCUGGUGCGCGACAGCCGCCAGAGGAACUGCUUCUUUGCCCUCAGCGUGAAGAUGGCCUCGGGCCCCACGAGCAUCCGCGUGCACUUCCAGGCCGGCCGCUUCCACCUGGACGGCAGCCGCGAGAGCUUCGACUGCCUCUUCGAGCUGCUGGAGCACUACGUGGCGGCGCCGCCCCGCAUGCUGGGGGCCCCGCUGCGCCAGCGCCGUGUGCGGCCGCUUCAGGAGCUGUGCCGCCAGCGCAUUGUGGCCACCGUGGGCCGCGAGAACCUGGCGCGCAUCCCCCUCAACCCCGUCCUCCGGGACUACUUGAGCUCCUUCCCCUUCCAGAUCUGACCGGCCGCGCACGCAGCAUUAACUGGGUCGUCUUAUUAUUUUCUAUUAUUAUUAUCUCCCUGGAACCACGUGGGUGCCCUCCCCGCCUGGGUUGGAGGGAGAGGGUGUAGGGGGCGAGGCGCCUUCUACCCUGGGUUGGAGACAAGGCCGCAGACCCCUCCCCACCUCUUGUGGGGGUGCCCCCUCCCGGUGCUCCCUCUGGGUCCCCCUGGUUGUCGUAGCAGCUUAACUUAAUUGUAUCUGGGGCCAGGACCUGAACUCAUACCUCCUACCUCUUCAUGUUUACAUAUACCCAGUAUCUUUGCACAAACCAGGGGUUGGGGGAGGGUC